Molecule: messenger RNA, 8721 nt
Organism: Triplophysa dalaica
Lineage: Eukaryota; Metazoa; Chordata; Actinopteri; Cypriniformes; Nemacheilidae
Gene: dnmt3aa
Product: DNA (cytosine-5-)-methyltransferase 3 alpha a
Exons: 23
Coding region: 279-2969 (896 amino acids)
Biological process (GO): negative regulation of DNA-templated transcription
Cellular component (GO): cytoplasm; nucleus
Molecular function (GO): methyltransferase activity
Source: RefSeq, a predicted model, not a curated record
GCCCGAGACGGCGGAGCGGAGCAGGCCGGUGCCGGAGAGGGUAAGGACGGGAAGAGACGCGGAGGGAAGACGGGCAGUGCACGACCACCGGAGGGUUCAGGCCCGGGGUUGUAUGGCGAAACGGGUUAUUCAACCAGGGAGAAGGUUUUGAUGAAGGAUUUGAUGGUCAGAAGGUGGAUCCGUUUCAUCAACACACAAGUCCAUCAACGUUUUAGUGAACUUUAUUCUUCUUCUUUUGUUUUUGUCUUAAAUGCAUCGAUGAUAGUUUUAGUUUGAUCAUGCCUCUCGAUCUUGACUGUGACGCAGAAGCGAAGAAAACGAUUCCAGCGAUGGAACAAGAAGUGUGCGACCUCACACAGGCAAAGAAACCGAUGGAAACGCCACCACGGAGAGUCGGACGGCCCGCUCGGAAACGCAAAGCACCAGUUGUGGAUAGCUGUGGGCGUGUGGCUGAAGGCGUGGCCUUUAUGAAACAGGAGGGGUGUAACGGUGACACAGAGCUGCGGGUUUUGCAGAAAAACCUGGAACGGAAUGACUCCUCUCCUGAGUCCACCCAUCGGAAUGGCGCAGAUACGCCCCCUGGACCAGAUGAGGACUCCGCCCCUUCCACUCCAAGGAAAAAGCGAGGGCGACGGAAACUUGAACACCCGGAGAGACAUAUGGAAGACGAUGACACCAGCAGUGACACCAGCAGAGGAGAGAGCGACGGGGGCCGGCAGAGGGUCCGUCAGGGCUGGGACAUCAGUCUGAGGAGACGACCCGUACAGAGAGAGACAUUUCAGGCCGGAGACCCUUAUCACAUCAGUCGCAGAGAGAGAGAGGAGUUGCUCGCCAACUGGAAGAAAGCGAAGAAGACGUCCCCACUGGGGCCCAACUUAAGUGACACAAUGGACGACCAAUCGGCAGCGGAUUCUCAGAAAGAUGAUGAGGAUUCAGUCAUCAAUCUUCCAUCCACGGCCACACCCCAGCAGCAGCAGCACACUGACCCCGCCUCUCCAACGGUUGCCACGACGCCUGAGCCGCCUCCCGUCGCCUGUGGUAACACAGCCAUGGCGAGAACUUCAGCCAUGGAUCUUGAAUAUGAGGACGGUCAUGGGUUUGGGAUCGGAGAGCUUGUCUGGGGCAAGUUACGGGGUUUUUCCUGGUGGCCCGGGAGGAUCGUGUCGUGGUGGAUGACGAGUCGCUGUCGAGCCGUGGAAGCCACCCGCUGGGUCAUGUGGUUUGGAGAUGGCAAGUUCUCAGUGGUGUGUGUGGAAAAGCUGUUGCCCUUGAGUGCAUUUUGCACGUCAUUUCAUCAGCCCACCUUCAACAAACAGCCGAUGUACAGAAAAGCCAUUUAUGAAGUUUUACAGACGGCGAGCACGCGCGCAGGUAAGCCCUUCCCCGUCUGUGUUUCCACGGAUGAUUCUGAGUCUGGGAAGAGUGUGGAACUGCAGACGAGACAGAUGAUCGAAUGGGCCAGCGCCGGGUUCCUCCCCUCCGGUGCCAAAGGCCUGGAGCCUCCGCCAGCGGAGCGAAGCCCUUAUACGGAGGUGUAUCCUGAGAUGUGGGUGGAGCCUGAGGCUGCGGCGUACACAGCUCCACCCCCUGCCAAGAAACCAAGGAAGAACAGCGUUGAGAAACCUAAAAUCAGAGAGAUUAUAGAUGAGGGAACUCGAGAGAGGCUCAUCUGUGAGAUCAGACAAAAGUGUCGCAAUAUCGAAGAUAUCUGUAUUUCCUGUGGAAGUCUGAACGUGUCAUUAGAACAUCCUCUUUUUGGCGGAGCGAUGUGUCAGAGCUGCAAGAACUGCUUCCUGGAGUGUGCGUAUCAGUACGAUGACGAUGGGUAUCAGUCGUACUGCACCAUCUGCUGCGGAGGAAGAGAGGUGCUCAUGUGUGGAAACAACAACUGCUGCAGGUGUUUUUGUGUGGAAUGUGUGGAUCUGCUGGUGGGAGCCGGUUCUGCGCAGGUAGCGAUUCGUGAAGACCCCUGGAACUGUUACAUGUGCUGCAGUAGAAACGUCUGUGGCCUCUUGAGACGCAGAGAUGAUUGGACUUCACGUCUGCAGCUGUUCUUCGCCAACAACCACGACCAGGAAUUUGAACCACCAACAUUAUUUUCGCCAGUACCGGCAGAGAAGAGACAGCCAGUCAGAGUGCUCUCUUUAUUUGAUGGCAUUGCCACAGGGCUGCUGGUGCUGAGGGAUCUGGGCAUUCAUGUGGAGCGGUAUGUGGCGUCGGAGGUUUGUGAAGACUCUAUCACAGUCGGGAUGGUUCGACACAAGGGACGAAUCAUGUAUGUGGGAGAUGUGAGGAACGUCACACACAAACAUAUUCAGGAGUGGGGGCCGUUUGAUCUUGUGAUUGGUGGAAGUCCUUGUAAUGACCUGUCUAUCGUCAACCCUGCCAGGAAAGGGCUUUUCGAAGGAACUGGCCGUCUGUUUUUUGAGUUUUAUCGGCUUCUUCAUGAAGCUCGGCCUAAAAAUGGAGAUGAUCGACCUUUCUUCUGGCUGUUUGAGAACGUUGUAGCCAUGGGAGUCAGUGACAAAAGAGACAUCUCACGCUUUCUGGAGUGUAAUCCUGUGAUGAUCGAUGCCAAAGAAGUGUCGGCAGCACACAGAGCUCGAUACUUCUGGGGAAACUUACCUGGAAUGAGCAGGCCUCUGGCUGCCAUGGUAAAUGAUAAGAUUGACCUGCAAGACUGUCUGGAACAUGGACGCACAGCAAAGUUUGCUAAAGUGCGAACCAUCACGACUCGCUCAAACUCUAUAAAACAGGGCAAAGACCAGCACUUUCCUGUCUACAUGGACAGCAAAGAGGACAUCCUAUGGUGUACAGAGAUGGAGAGAGUUUUUGGCUUCCCCGUCCAUUACACCGACGUGUCAAACAUGAGUCGUCUCGCCAGGCAGAGGCUUCUGGGAAGGUCCUGGAGCGUGCCCGUCAUACGGCACCUCUUUGCCCCGCUGAAGGAAUACUUCGCCUGUGUCUGAAACUCCGCCCACCACGCGACGGGAUGGCUUCCCUCUCCUUCCUUAUUUGCAUUUCCAAUAACCUCCGCCCUCUUGUGUUCGUUUCGCUGGUGGCCUGUGAAUGGCUGGUGCUAUUCUUAUACUCAAACUCACUAGACAGCCACAUUUCGGAUAUUUAUUUGAGGUUUUAUGUAUGGUAUUGUCUGUUGUUUUAGACUUUUGUCAUGUUCCAGCUGCGACAACUCUUCCUCUCUCGCAAAACUGACAGAGACAUUGUGCGUUUGUCAGAUAGAGCGGGUGAAAUAUAGAGCACAAACUGUCAGACGCUCUCUGGAAACGAAAUACUCGAACAUGAUAAACCGUUCCGACUCUAAAUCAAGUGUCACACCGUGUUCUGACCAGGUGUAAGGCCAUGGUUUUUAGCAUUUUUAGCAUCGAGUUUUAUCGUUUUUAUUGAUAUAUCCAAAUUUCAGUCAGUCAAAACACAUUCGACAUCUUUAAGAGAAAUAAAAAAAAUUCUAAUUCACAUAAAAGACAUGAUGUUUGAGGACGUUUUUUUAAAUGGUAAAAAAUGUAUCUGACAAUUAAUAAAAAUGAACGCCAAAUUCUCAUACAUAAUAUUUUAGAAAUGCCUCGACAGUUUAAUUGUAAAGUGUAUCGCACUCACAUUUUUUCUGUCACGCAUAAAAAUAUGAAAUUGAAAACAUUGAUAAUUAUUACACAAAAUGUUUUGGGAGGCGAAAGUAAGUUUGGGAAUUGUCAUGAAAAUUAAGCAGUUGUUGCAAAAUCAUAAAUCUGUGUCCUGUAAUUCUCCUCAAAUUGUCUUAUGCGAGGAACAAGACGACAUAAGAAGCGAAACAAACAGCUGGUGACAAAAAGCUCACUUGGAGCACCUGGUUAGGAUACGGUGUGUCUGGAACAUGACAUUUAUUUUCACGCAUAAACACACACUUUCCAUGAGAGAGAAGCUGUGCUUGAAGAAUCAACAAUACACUGUUUACAGUUGAUAUGCUCUUUUACGGUACUACUACUAGUUACUACGGUAACUCUUCAUUAACUCAACUAACUCAACAAUGGUGCUCUCUCUCUCUCUCUCUCUCAGCAAUACCAACACAAUGCACAGCCAUAUAUAAGGCCUUUAAUGCUGGGAUUCUAUAGGGCACAUAUAGUGAGAGAGCUUUGUCAAACAACACACACACACGCUUUGUUACACACCCAUACACUCACACUGCAUACUUAAAGGUGAAGUGUGUAAUUUUUAUGAUGUUGAAAUACUUUGGUUGUUCAGAAAAGUGUAAACACUGUGGGUCUGUGGUGCUAUCAAAACAUUGCUUUGUUUGUGAAUUGGGAGCGGGGACGUCCUGUUUGUUCGACCAAUGACAGGCGACGUUAUGUAUUUGCGUUUGGAGCCGUCAGUGAGAGAAACUACGCAUGUCACCUUUAAAGUGUCACAACUUUAUUUUUUCUCCGUGAGACGGACUCUUCCUCUGUCGUCCACGUUUGCAGUCGUCUCUGAUGCAAUAUGACUCCAGCAAAUAGACGCCAAAAUCAAACCUUCCACAGAUAGAUACAGGUGGAAUUAUUUCCGUAGGAUUCGACGACAUGUUUUUUUCCGAAUGCUUGUCCAGAUACCACCACGUUUACUGUACAUUACUCUGUGUGUGUGUGUUCAGUCAGGUAUCAGGGAUGUUGUGUAGUUUCAAGACCGUGCAUGUGUCUCUACUGUUGGUGCAGUAAAUCAGUGGUGCCGCAGAAAUUCAUGGUGCAGCUUUAUGGUGCUUUGUUUCCGUUCCCUGAUUGUGUUUCGCGUUCGGUUCGGUUUUUCUCUCUCGUGAACUGUGAGAAAGGUCGUCCACACUUAGUCGGCCAUUUUUUAGUGAUGGGCAGCAUAAGGAGCCGGGAAUAUAGAUGAAAGUAUACUGGCUUUCUUUCUGUUUAUAUAUUGGAAUGUCAAUUGAAUUGGCCACACAAUGGAAUUGCACUUCAGAAAAGUUUUGCUUGACAGAGUUUUGCAUAAUUUCUAGGAAUUUAAGACUUUAGUGGGACAGUGUACCCGCUAACAAAAGUUCUGUCAUCAUUUACUCACCGAGUUUGUUCUGAUAAACACAGAGAAUUUAUCUGGAAGAAAACUUGUAACCAAACAGUUCUUGGACACCAUUGACUAUCAAUGUAGGAAGAAUUACAGUGAAGUGCCACAUUCUUCGAAAUAUCUUCGUGUUUAACAGAACAAAGACACUUAUCAAGCAAUUUUUCAUGCUAUAGUAGGAUAGCCAGUAAAAUGAAGGUUAUUUUUUAAAUAAACGGAAAUUAAAAAGAAAAUGCAAAUUAUUACAAUCUAAAUUUAUUUUUAAAAAAAUUAAUUACAAUUUACCAAAAAUUUACCAGGAAUAUUCAAUAUUCAUACGCGAAGUAUUUUUGUUUUAAUGCUUUUGAUGCUUAUUUCAAGUUCAAUGAUUCCAGUUUUUUUAACCGUCAUUACUGUAUUCAUAUUUUUACAGUAAAUGAGAAGAUAAUAAUAAAAAAUACCAUUAUUAUUAAAUGAGAAAUACCCAGAAUAAGGAAAUAAUGAGAAAUAAUAACGACAGGCGUUUUAUUUCCUAAAUUCAAGAAAUGAUCCAGAUUUAUAAUCUUAAUAGUCGUGAAACAGGUGUCACCAUCUCUUUUCAGAAGAAAAACCUUUUGAACCUUAAAAUAAAAAAUUGCUGUUUCAUUUAUAACAUGCAAAUUUCUAGUUGCGUUUAUGACGUUAUUACUGACAUAAAAUUCUGAAAGUAACAGUCUGUUUUAAUCCUGACUGAAACCUAGAUUUACUAAAUGUAAAUCAGAUUUAAAAUAGAAUUCUGCAUCCUGUUUUAUAUUCAAAAUAAAUGCAACAAUGCAUCGCAGCGGCUGCCCUUAGGAGUGCAGAUGGCUACAGUGUGGACGUCCUUUAAGGAUCAGACUGGUGUUUGGACAACAUGCUAAUCUACACACCGACUAGCGUUACCAAUCUACCCUCCUGUGGUUCUGGUAGUCUAAUGUAUGUUGUGCUUCUCGCUCAGGAUUCUGGGAAAGUGGCCCAUUUGUGUGAUGCCAUGAACCCAGGUCACACGGUGCUCCCAGACUCUUGCGGUAAGCGUGGCUUAUUUCGGUGUGACCAGAAAUUUCACACUUGGAUUACACACAAAACUGGAUUACUGUACAACUCUACUCUGCUUGCUGUUUUAUAAUCCUGUUUCCGGUCUAAGUAAACAGGAACCUGGUGCUGACGGAGAUGCUCGUUCUUGAAAAUCGAGGAUUUUGCCCCUGAAAAGGGGGGAGAGUUUAUAAAGGCAACAUUUACACAAGGAAAGGAAGCAAAUGGGGUUUUGGCUUCAUCAAAGCUUCGGAUUCAUGGCUAAUGUCGCCAGCUCAUGAAGGUUGUACAAUUUUAUUUGCAGAUUCAGAUGUGAACGGUUAUAUUACAGUCGAUUACGUGUUGAAAUAGCUUUUGGUCCACAUGUUGUAGUAAACCUCUGCUUUAGAGAAACUCAUAUUAAGGUGAAACAUCCUGUCAUUUGAACAUUUUGGAGUUGUUAUCCAAAGGUUAUAAUUGUUAUAAAGUUGUUUAAAUGAAGUGUUACAAACAGUCGUUAUUAGGAGUUAACUUGUGCACAGUAUCCCGAAAUUGUGCACAAUGUUCACGAUUCACAAUCAAGACCGUCUUUCGGAGCGAAGUCAAGUGCAUAACCACAUUCAAAAAAAGCUUUUUUCAUUGCAUUAAAUUCACAAAAUUUAGUUCUAAUGUAAUUUCGAGAGACGUAACAGUUCACAGUGUUUUAAAUGCAGGAUGCUCUUCAUUAAACGUGUGGUAGAGUCGAUUCUUUGUGGCACUGUGCCGGAUCCAACCGCUCGUAGCCUUAGAGUCUGUUCGUGUUCGUUUGGUGAAGAUUGGUAAAUCCUGUAAUGCGACGUGAGGUUUGAUUGUUUUUAGUCGAGACUUCAAUGGUAGGUGAAAUGUACAUAGUUACGUUUGCAUUUUUUAGCAUUUUAUUACGUUUCGUGUGCUGGUGUUUUCAAAUUCAUUUCGAGUAAUUCUGCCGUGAUAUUUGGCUAGUGUACGAUUAUAUGCAUGGCUGUUAUAAUAAAUAGGGUCGAAGGCGGAGCUUUGAGCCAGUGAUGUCGAAAGGCGUGUCCAACUAACGCAUCAGCCAGAGAAUCGUUUUCUAAUUUAUGAACUGUCGUGUGGGAAGAUGAUUGACAGGAGAUGAUGUUGAGACCCCUCGACCACCCGUUUUCUGCUUUAAAGGAGGCGGGGUCUCGCGUGAGGUUUUUGAAUGCGACGUUGCAGUGAAGGCGUUUCAAAAAGGUGCUAUACAAUUUAUUCUUAAAUGAGAAAAGAAUGACCGUGAAACUAUAUCGUUAAGGAAUUUAGAUUUGAUUGGUUUUGAAAAUGACUGUUUUUAAGUUGUGUAGUCUUGAAAAAGCACUAUUAUUUUACUCUUUUAUGAAUAUAUUAACAAAAGCAUUUUAACUUUGUACUUGAUAAAAAUGUAAUAGUAAAAAAGAAGAAUAAAAAUGUACAGAAUCAUGUGUUUAGCCUAGACUUUACUGUAGUGUGUGCCUCUCAGUAAAAGAAAACAAAAAACAUCCAUUCAUACCGUAUUCAUAUCCUCCCUUCAAGUCAUGUCGGAAUGAUCGUAUUUACGAGAUGAGCGCACGGGAACGUCACAUAAUUACUAUUCGAAAAUGCUGGAUUUUUUUACAGACCAAAGUUGGGUAUGUGUCUAUCAAAGAAUCUUUGUAAAUGCUGACUGUCUGUUUUGCGUACUGUCAAAAAUAAAAAGUUACAGAGCUUAUCAUUCUCUGUUAAAACACAAGAACGUUACCGUUCACAGAUAAAACAUCGGCUACGCACCAUCGCUCUUCAUUUUGUUGAGUUAUUGUCAAUAAAAAAAUUAGAAAAAUGAAAUUGCCAGAGCACAGAUAUUUUUUUGAGCAAAAUCACUCCAACGCGCAUCACAUCGUAACUACGACUUCCGCCUUCAUAACUUCCCAAGAGGACUUGAAGGCUAAAAUACUGUACACUGUAACACAACUGCUUGAAAAUGAUGGCAAAACUACAUUACCCAGCAUUCCUAUCUACAUACUCCCGCCAUGUACUCUCGCUACAGUCAUACUGUAAUGUUUGUUUUAUAUAUUAUUGUUGUUGCAUCAAUAUUUAUUGCCUACAGCCUCGUACAUCUAAAUGUCACUGGUCUCUCUCUCUCUCUCUCUCUCUUUACAAAGCCCACUUAAAUCACACGUUUAGGAUCGUUUUACUCACUCAGUUUUUAUUACACAUUAUCUGCCGAUUCACAUUUCGCGUCUUUUCCGCGCGCAUAUUCGUUACUUUAAAUGUAGACGUGCGGCAGGCGCGUGCAAAUAGAGGGCGAUGCGGUCGCGACGCGCAUGCGGCAUUUUGCCUGGCGACUCAGCGCCGCAUCGAGAUGGAAAUAGUUCAACUUUUCGGAGUGCGUACCGCGGGUAAUUUGAAGAGAGAAAGCGGCACGCGGCGCGGUUUCAGGCGCGAAAUGUGAAUCGUCCCUUAGCCUCGCUCUCUCUCUCUCUCUCUCUCUCUCUCUCAGUGUGGCUGUAGUUCUGUUGUAUUUUGAUGGUCUUUAGGAUGUUAAAGUAGCAGCUCAUCCUUCCAUAACUCUCUCUCUCUCUCUCUGUACGCAGUGAAAGGGGAGGAAGCCAAAAUAAAGGCUACUUUCCAGUGCACUUGUGCUGGGGAACACUUGAAUUAAAUGUACUGUUUUUGUGCUAAACAUGA